Molecule: messenger RNA, 375 nt
Organism: Ilex paraguariensis (yerba mate)
Lineage: Eukaryota; Viridiplantae; Streptophyta; Magnoliopsida; Aquifoliales; Aquifoliaceae
Source: the annotation of a GenBank genome assembly
AUGAAGGCAGAUUCCAUUUCCACUCUUGGAUGUCGAAGCUUGAUAUUUUUGGGUUUGUGGCAACUCUCUGCAAAUGAUAUGAAUCUCUGGUGUCAUAGCAGCUUAAUCCAUAUCGGGGUUUUGCAAAGGUUGUUAAUAUUAGCUUCUUUGCAAAGGUGUGGUUUCGGUGCUGUAAUUGUGGGCAGUCAGCACAAAUGUUGUGGCAUUUGUUGGUUCUUGUAUGCUGUGGCAUGGUUUCCAAAAGGGGCAACGUUGUUUUAUGCUCUCAUUUCGUGUUUCUUGGUCUGUGUUGGUUUAAUGAUCUCAAAAGACUGCCGUGUUGAUGGAAGAAGGACGCUUUUUCUCCAUGCGAUCUCUGUUUUGAAUUUAUUAUAG